CCUACAUUUUCUUGAUAUUUCUCCUGGGGUGCGAACCUGGCUGUUUUCUGGAAGAUUUCAUUGGGAUUCUGUAGAGACAAUCGUCGGUCAUCCAAGUGUUUAACCCGGGUAGCUCUCUGAGUUUUCCAGAUUUUCUUGUCUUCCUCAGCCAGCGUUCGUAGUCCAACACAACACUUGUCUUCAGAAACACAAAGAUGACGGUUAAUCUGGUUAACCGAGAUGAAAACUGCAUCAACGAACACGUGAGGGUGUGUUACGAAGAUGUCCUGGCUGAGCCCGAGGGAAGUCACUCCAUCGACUGCGUGUGGAAGCUGUCCUACUGCUGCUUCAACUGCAGCAAGGGAUGCUGCUACAACCUCCUGGCCAUCUUCUGCGGCAUACCCAGCGCCCUCUGCUGGGGCUUUGAGUUCGCCAUCAUCGCCUUCUACCACAUCUGGUACCUGACCCCGUGUCUGCGGGCCUACAUGAUCAACUGCGGCAUGAUGCAGAAGUACUUCGAAGCCUGUCUGCGGUGCUGCAUCGGUCCUGUCUGCGAGACCUGCGGCCUCUUCUUCAGUCAGAUCACCGUCAAGAACGUCAGCUAGCAGCGUGUUGCUCCCACCUGCUCCCUCCACCAUCCCUGCUACCCUCCCCUCACCCCGCUCACCUGCUGCAGGUGAUGUAUGAAGCCAGAGCAAAGAUCAUGUCUUUCUGUAUUUACCUCGGGUAUAUGGUCCUUGGUGUGGAUAGCUUGCUGUGGUAAUGACAUUAAUCAGUGUGCCCUUAUCUUUGUGUGCCCCUACCCUGCCACAACCCCUACCCUAGAGGACUAGCCAGUGUCCGUGCUCGGUUCUCGGGAAGUCACUAAACACAGUGAUGUUACUACACUUUGGCAUGGCGGACUCUGUGGCUAAAGCUAAUAAGGUAUAUCCUGCAUCAGAACAUUCCAGAGUAAAAGGCAGUUUGCAAGAAACAAUAGAAAAAUCCAAAAAUAAUUAUAAAAUAGCAAGUUUUAAUUGAAAAAGUCCAGCCCUGAGUUUAAAGUGAGAAGUUAUAAAGUGUAUGUGAUCUCAAUCCUUUUUAGAAUAAAAUAGGAAUAACUCAGACGGAAGUAGAAAUAUUUAACUCCCUUGUUGAAAGUUAAAAAUAUGUUUUUAUAUUCAAAACUGUGUCCCUGUUAGACUUACAGAUACUGUGCCAUUUGUUGUGAAAUCCUCCAAAUAAAUCAUUCAAACUU
This is a messenger RNA of Pomacea canaliculata, 1216 nucleotides long. RefSeq names its product caveolin-3-like. Gene Ontology annotation, cellular component: caveola. Bases 195 to 584 code for a protein of 129 amino acids. Lineage: Eukaryota; Metazoa; Mollusca; Gastropoda; Architaenioglossa; Ampullariidae. Gene Ontology annotation, biological process: caveola assembly. Gene Ontology annotation, molecular function: molecular adaptor activity. The transcript is spliced from 2 exons. The record is from RefSeq and is a predicted model, not a curated record.